AUGGCGCAAGCAGAACAAGCCCCAGCCAUUCAAUUAAACCCUUUGAAGUAUUUGAAUAAUCUACCAGAGUUCGAUGGUAAACCAGCGGACCUGCAAACGUUUAUUACCUUAGUUGAAAGGGUCAACCCUAUGUUGGAAGCUUUUAAUGAAGGGUCACAACUUCUAUUUAGUGACAUUAUUAAAAGCAAACUAAAAGGCAGAGCCAAAGAAAUAAUUGAAAUAAAUUGUCACGCUACUCAUUGGCGAGAUGUUAAGCAGGUUUUACAAAACAAUUUCGGAGAUCGCUUGAGUAUAGAUGAGCUCAAUGACAAUCUGCGGGGUGUAACAUUUAAAACAAAUACUCUAGAAUUCUAUAAUGAAAUAAAAGCUAAGUUGAGAAGGCUCAACAACAAAACCUCAGUAGUUAUGGGUGCAAGUAACGAAACAAACGAAUGCACUCGAAACAAUAUGAGGACCGCUCUUAACAUUUUCAAAAAUAAAAUCCCAGAACCAAUGAAAACAGUUUUAUUCUGCAGAAAUCCAGAUUCCCUUGAAUCAGCCAUGGAUAUUCUUUUUACAGCGGGAUAUACUCAUUAUAGCUCUAACGACCAAAAUAACCCUGGAAACAGACAGAAAACGACUCACAGACAAAAACACGAAAACAAUAAUAACAACGGUAACAAUGACAAUCGACAGUUCAAUAACAACAAUCGUAGUAAUAACAACAACGGUAAUAAUGACAAUCGACAGUUCAAUAAUAACAAUCGUAGUAACAACAACAACGAUAACAAUGGCAAUCGACAGUUUAAUAAUAACAACCGUAGUUAUAAAAACAGUAACUACAAUAAUGGAAAUCGACAUUUUAAUAAUGGUCAUAGAAAUCAGGAUAAUAGGUCCAGUAACAAUCCAAACUCCCGCCACAAUGAUAACAGUGGAGCAUAUCAAAAUGGUUUUCCAAAUAACCCCAACUUCAACAGCUAUAAUCAUCCUCCCAGUUCAAAUAACACUCGAUAUUUUAACAGGCAACCAACUCCAGAACCUAUGGACAUUAACACAAAUGAGACAUUAGAAAAUUUUCAGUCACAGGCCUCGGAAGAAAUCUACCAUAUAUAA
Molecule: messenger RNA, 1092 nt
Organism: Hermetia illucens (black soldier fly)
Lineage: Eukaryota; Metazoa; Arthropoda; Insecta; Diptera; Stratiomyidae
Product: GATA zinc finger domain-containing protein 14-like
Exons: 1
Coding region: 1-1092 (363 amino acids)
Source: RefSeq, a predicted model, not a curated record